Molecule: messenger RNA, 136 nt
Organism: Paraglomus occultum
Lineage: Eukaryota; Fungi; Glomeromycota; Glomeromycetes; Paraglomerales; Paraglomeraceae
Source: the annotation of a GenBank genome assembly
GCGCGUCUAAUAAACUCGACCAUUCGUGACCCCCGCACUCCUAUCGAAGCUUUGCAAACAAAUGCGGAAACUGUUCCCGACAACUUUCCUGAAAACUAUAAUGCCAUCGAAACUGCCACUCCUGAUGUCAUUGACG